AAUGAAAUGGUCCAGAUUUAACAUUGUGGGUCUUAACUGAUUUUUAAGAGAUUAAUUUGCAAUUUCAAUAAUUCUUCUCGAACUCGACGAAAGGUGUAAACUUUGCCAGGAAAACUACGAGGCGAACUAAAGAUACGAACGAUUUUCUUCCACAUGUAUAUCUACAAACUCGAAGUGGCCCAGCGUGCUGGAAUAAGCGUAAUAGUAAAAAGAAUUAAAUGAUUUUGUCUAAAAAGCAGAAAACACCCUUGCACACCGUUUGGACAUUGACAAACAGUUACACCGCGAACUGUUGACUUGAAGAUUUCACGGAAAAUGAAGCGACCGUAAACAGGAUUAAUUUUGAAGCGACACCACAACUCAGACAAAAUGGAGGAGCGAGACAAGGACGAGGAGUCCGGUGUGCCGGACAUGACGAUGAUGCCGCAGAUCACCGAACAGGCCAUCAACGACAACCUCAAACGAAGAUACAUACACGACCUUAUUUAUACAUAUACAGGAUCAAUUCUAGUCGCAGUGAAUCCCUACAAAGAGUUAGGAUGUUACAACCUGGAGGAUAUGCAAAAUUAUCGUGGCAAGGCCAUCGGGAGUUUGUCUCCUCAUGUUUUUGCUUUAGCGGAGUCGGCAUACAGCUCCCUACAGAAUGGCGAAAAGAACCAGUCAGUUGUGAUAUCUGGUGAAAGUGGGGCUGGGAAGACGGAAACAACCAAGCUAAUUCUUCAGUACCUGUGCGCUGCUGGUGGACAAGCAUCCUGGGCUGAACAACAGAUCCUUGAAGCCAACACCGUAUUAGAAGCCUUUGGUAACGCAAAAACUGUGCGUAACGAUAACUCUUCACGAUUUGGAAAGUUUGUAGAAGUGAGACUGGAUCAUCGGGGAGGGAUAAGGGGGGCCGUGUUGAGAGAUUUUCUUCUAGAACGUGCUAGAAUAACUGGUCCAGCGCCUAGAGAGACGAACUAUCAUGUCUUCUAUCAGCUGGUCGAAGGAGCUAAACACAACGCAGAACUUCGCAGCACAUUACGUCUCCGUGAUGGCGUUCAGUUUAAAUAUCUCAGACCAGAAGAUGAUGAAGCUAGAAAGGGAAGAGGUGGCGAACAGGGCAAGCUGGAAGCGCUGCAACUAGCACUGACUGUGCUGCAAGUGCCGCUUCACAUGUGCGAGGGUCUGUUCAAAGUACUGGCUGCUGUUUUAUGGCUGGGGAAUAUACAAUUUCAGGAUGUAGACGGCGAACGGACUACCUUGGCGCCAGAAGACGCGGAAGCUGUGGAUGCAGUCGCUAAUCUGUUAGGCCUGGCGCCCCCUACUGCUCAGCGGGUGUUAUUGGAAAGACAGAUCAAUGUUCGAGGGAACGUUACCGACAUACCACUUCGAUUACACGAAGCACGUGAAAACCGUCACGCGAUGGCGCGCGCGCUGUACGCUCGCACGUUCGCGUGGCUCGUCCGGCACGUCAACAGCUGCUCCGCGCCCGGGCGGGAGGCGCGGCGAGCCCUCGGGGUGCUCGACAUAUUUGGCUUCGAGAACUUCGCCUCCAAUUCUCUGGAGCAACUAUGUAUCAACUAUGCCAAUGAAAAGCUUCAUAUGUUCUUCAAUAACUACGUUUUCGCGCUCGAACAAGAAAUAUAUCGCCAAGAAGGAAUCAAGUACAGCCAGAUACAGUUCACCGACAAUGCUGCCUGCUUAGAACUAUUAGAAAAACCGCCGAGAAGUCUGCUCAAGUUGCUCAGUGAACAAUGUCACAUGCCAAAGGGAUCUGACGGAGCUUAUCUAACAAAUAUACAAGGCGAGUUCGGUGAACACCAGAGCUUUGUCAAGGGCUCGAGACGAAAGUGGGAGGAGGAGUUUGGUGUGCAACACUACGCCGGUACCGUCAGCUACAGCGUGCACGGCUUCGUCGACAAGAAUAGGGACACCCAGCAGGAUGCGUUCAUAGACCACCUGAGCAGAUCCGCUAAUCCUUUUGUUCGGGAAUUGGCGGAUUACGUGCAAGAUUUGGGACCGCCUGGACACGAUAUAUCCUUGUCAAGUCCCGGUUCAACAAGCACGACGCAGAGAGGCACCUCGAAAGGCCGCCCGACUGUCGUCGAUACAUUCCGAGCGCAACUUCAGUCGCUUGUAGAUAUGCUUCAAGUUACUGACGUCUGGUAUGUCCGUUGCAUUAAACCGAAUGAAAACAAAGUGGCGGGCAAGUACAACGAUCAGCUCGUAUUAGAACAGCUACGGUACCUCGGUAUGAACGAAAUCGUGCGCAUCAGACGAGACGGUUUCCCCGUACACUUGCCUGCGCCGAUGUUCAAAGCGCGCUACCGGUGUUUGCUGCCUCAUCCCAGGCCGACCGAUCCGGAUAUAGCGACCAUAAUGUGUCUUGUCCACGCACCGACCGACGAUUGGCAAAUUGGUCAUACGAAGAUAUUUAUGAGAAGCUCUGUGCACGGUCCGCUGGAGGCUAAGAGGACAGCGUUAUUGCAAUCAUCAGCAUUGCUAAUACAGAAGUGGUACAAAGGUUCGGUUAAACGUCGUCAAUACUUACAAUGGAGACGUGCAGCCAUCGUGCUGCAAGCGGCGUGGCGCGGCUGGUUCGAGCGAGCCGCUUUCCUGCGCCUGCGCAGAUCGGCGCUCACCUUGCAGCGACACCUUCGCGGCGCCUUCGCUAGAGAGGUCGCGGCCGCCUUGAGGGAAAUGAAGAGGGUCAACCAGGAGAUCAAACUGAGAGAGGAACGUAAUAGUCUCGCAGAAAAAGCGGAACAGGAGCGGGCUGAACUAGAAAGUAUGGCGGAUCAGCUCCGCGGCAUAUCUUGCGCCGGCGCGCGAGCUGACUCCGUCAACCUCGACAACCUGUUCGAUUUCCUGGCGGACGUUCCCGCCCAGCGAGGCGCCCCCGACGGCCAGUCCGCGCACCAGCCAACCAUUGCAGAGAUAGGAGACUCAAUGGAGCGUCUGGCGGAUGAUCUGCAUCAGGAGUUGGAGAACGUGCUCGCUGAACAAGUAGACGAGUUAACCAUAGCCCACACCGAGGCACAGCGGAAGCCGGACGGAGCGCCGUCCGACGCCAUCCCUCCUCCUCCUCCGAGCACUCUGGCCUUACAAUCUAUUAACCAACCGGCAUCGAAUAUGAGCUCAUCCCUGACAAACGGAAUGUCCAAUGGUAUAUCACCGUUUGACAUGAGUUCAUCGUUGACCAAUGGCAUGAGCGAUCCUAUGUCUUCAUCGCUCAUAAUGCCACCGCCACCUGCCUUGGACCCCUCGGUGGAUGAUUCACCUGUGUUCCCAUCACCACCGGCUUGUUCGCUACCUGAACCGGCUGGGCCUCCACCACCACCGCCUUCAGGCAAAGACACAACUCCACCAGAGCUGACAAAUGGUAUAAUACCAAACGGAAAAGUAGCUGUUAUUAAGGAUAAGGAACCGAUAUACGAAGCCGUGAUACCGCGUCCGAACACCGAACCGCCACCGCUGACAUCCCCACCGCCACCACCUGCUAACCCACCAGAAAGUAAUGGAUUUAUACCUACCAAAGAAUCAGAUAUGGAGCCUGACGUACCUCUGCCACCACUCCCUAGUAACGUGACAUCACCAGAAAUGAACGACAUCUCUUCACCCACCCUGCUUUCAGACUCUUGUAUGAGCCCACCGCCUACACUAAAUGGAGAUUGUAAUAAUACAGAACGCAAUGCGCGCCGCAAAGAGCGAGUAGAGCGUCGACUGCACCAGCUCGAGGCGCCGCCCACCAACACUGAAGCGCCAUCAGACUCGGCCACCGACCUCACCGAGUUCGCUAAACUAUACUUCAACGAUCAUCCAAGGUCACCUGAAGGUACAAUUAUGGCAACACUGACGCGAAAAAGUAAAUCAAUGGAGCUAUUAACUAAAGGAGAGAUGAUCACUUACCACAAAGGAAACAACAUUCCCACCUCACACAUACAGCUGCACGACCCUGAUAGCGUUACAGCGGCUGUUAACAUAUUCCGGGAUUUAUGUCGUUAUAUGAGAGGCGAACUAACCGCGGAGAAGGAGACUCAGGUUAUCCAAUCUAUAAUUGGCAAAGGACUGGAGCGCGAGGAGCUGAGGGACGAGAUAUUGGUGCAAUGUGUUCGACAAAUAACGGAGUGUCCCGUGGAGGAGUGGGCGGAGCGCGUGUGGCUGGUGCUGUGCCUGUGCGCGGUGGCGUGGCAGCCCAGCCGCGGGCUGGCGCGCUACUACUGCGCGUGGCUGCGCGUGCGCGCGCGCGCCGCCGCGUCGCCCGCGUCCGCCGGCUCCGUCACGUCCGUGGCGUCCGUCACGGGCGGCGCGCGCGCCGCGCACUGCGCGCAGUGGUGCCUCGACAACUGCCGGGGCGCCGCGCCGCGCCUGCUGCCGCCCAGCACGGUGGAAAUCGCGGCCAUGCGUCGGCUCGGAACGAUCGUCUGCCGUUUCUUCUUCCUGGACGGACGGACGAAAGCGAUAGACGUGCACCCCGCCGAUACGGCGGCUGCGGCCGCGGCCAGGCUCGCUGACAAGCUGGGUCUGGCCCCGCAGGCCAGGGCCGGCUGGGCCGUCUACCAGCAGCGUGCGGGGACAGAGGAACACGUGCGAGCGACGCAGUAUCUUUACGACGUAAUCGCGGCCUGGGAGAUGCAACAAGGUCCAGGUGGCGGGUCUGCGGACAAUCGCUUCGUGUUCAAGCGCCGGCUGUUCCGUGGUGGUCGCGAGCUACCACACGAUCCCGUCGAGGUGGCGCUGCUCUAUGCACAGGCCGUGCACAGCGUUGUUAAGAUGGACGAGUUCCCGGUAUCCGAGAAGGUGGCGCUGCAGCUGGCGGGGUUGCAGGCGCAGGUGUCGCUAGGCGAGCCGCCGCCCAGCCCGCCGCCCCCGCACACGCGCGCCUACUACGCGCACCCCGACCAGUUUCUGCCGCCGCGCAUCGCCAAGCAGCGCCCACCGCACCAGUGGGCGACGAUUCUCGCUCAAGCACAUCGCCAGUAUGGAGCCGGCAGAGCGGAACUAACUGCGAAGGCAUUAUAUCUAUCUUGUGUGAUGCAGUAUCCAUUGUAUGGAGUUACCCUAUUCCCAGUAACCUACAAGGGAUAUUGGGCUCACGGUCCAAACGUUCUCCUCGGAGUAGGAGCCGAAGGAGUAGUACUAGUGCGGCCUGCGGAUAAGGUCGUGCUCGCCGAGUACCCGUACACGAACAUCGCUGCAAUUUUAAUGGACCCGGUCGACAACGGUCUAACACUCAGCUUGACUCAUCACGGACAGCACGACGGAUUGAGGUGCAUAGUGCUGGAGUGCGCGCAGAAGGCGGAGGCGGCGUGGCUGAUGGCGGCGUACAGCCCGCUGCUGGGCGGCGGGCUGGCGGAGGAGGCGCCGCGCCGCGCCGCGCCCGCCGCCGAGCGCGCGCGCCUCGCCGCCGCGCUGCGCGCCGCGCGCCGCGCGCUCGUCGACAGCGCGCUGCUGCGCCGCCCGCAGGACCUGUCCGCCGGCGGCUUCCUCCGGAACACGCUGCGCAGGUUGAGCAAGCAUCGCCUCGAACGAGUCCGGUUGGACAUAUCGGCAGAAACGCAGGGCGAGUGCUACAAGGGCUUCCCGGCAGCGUAUUGGUGCUGGGCCCGCAGCUUGCCGCACAGCCUCACUAAGCUCAACGAGGCCGAGGAAGUAGCUGCCAUGCAGAUAUUCAAAGACAUAAUGAGUCACGCGGGGCUGACCGGCAACGAGGGUAGCACGACGAACCUCGCCAACAACAACAGCGUGAGCAGCCACGAGAGCGACAGCGACGACCGCGUGGCGCUAGCGCAAGCGCUGCUGCAGCGCUGUCUGCAGAAGGACACGCUGCUCUGUGAGCUGUACGCGCAGCUGAUCAAGCAGACGACGGAACACCCGGAGCCCAAUUCGCGCGUAUCGGCGCGGCACUGGGCGCUGCUGUGCGCGGCCGUGGGUGCGGCGCUGCCGCCCGCCAAGCCGCUGCGGCGCUUGUUGCUGGCACAUCUGCGGUACCGCGCCGCAGCGCUGCACGCCGCUGAGGAGGGCAAGUUCGCGCGACGCGCUGAGCAGGUGGCAUUAAGUAUAGCACAAGUGCCACGUCGCCUGGCAGCGCCUUCCAAGGAGGAGCUGCUGUGCGCGGCGGCUCGCCGUCCUAUGCACGUGCGCGUGUUGCUGCUGGACGGCAAGCAGCAUGGACUGGUGUUCGGGCCGGCCGCCACGGCCGACCACCUGGUGGCCAUGCUCCGCGACAAAAUCGGCCUCACUGAUGCCGCCACCGGCUACGCGCUGUACGAGGUGUGCGCCAACUCGAGCCCGGCGGGCGCGGGCGAGCGCGCACUGGGCGGCGCCGAGCGCGUGGGCGACGUGCUGGCGCGCUGGGAGAAGGCGGGCGCCACCGCCGCCGCCUGCAGGUUGGUGUUUAAAAAGCGUCUAUUCCUCGGCGAGCGUCCGCUGCACACGGCGUGCGUGGCGGAGAUGGAGCUGCUGUACUACCAGGUGCUGCACGCCGUGAGACACGACCGACUGCCCAUCGAGACGGACGAAGCUGUGAUGCUGGCGGCGCUGCACGCGCAGGUAGUGAAGGGCGACUGUCUGGGCGGCGGCGAGGAGUGCUCGGCGGCGGCGGGCGCAGUGCUGCCGGCGCGGCUGGCCACGCCCGCGCUGCCGGCGCCCGCAGUGCGCCUGCACCACCUGGCCCUGCGUGGCACGGAGCCGCACGCCGCCAUGCAGCGCGCGCUCACGCUCGCCUCCUCCUGGCCGCUCACCAGAGCCACGAUCUUCGACGUUAUGCAAUCGUUCACGUCGAACUGGCCGCGUGCGCUGUGGCUGGCGGUGGACGCGCGCGGGCUGACGCUGCUGCGGCGUGGCGCUCGCGCUGCGCUCGUGUCGCACGACCACGACCAGCUGCUGGCCGUCUCCCCGGCACCGCGUGCGCUGCUGCUCGUCACGCGUGCCGACCGGAAGCACGCUAAACUCGUACUCUCUACCGACCAGGCGUACCAGAUCGCGACUCUGAUCAAGGACUACAUCGAGGCGGUGCGCGGGCCCGUGUGCCCGGCGGUGCCGCAGCCCGCCGCGCGCCCCGCCGCCUCCUGACACCCGCCCGCCUAGUGCCAGUGCUUCCACGUCUCGCACUAGACGCGCACCACGCGCACUAGUGCCGGCACACCUGCGGGCGUAACAUCGGCGGGCGAGCUACAAGAAUGGAGUGCGGACUGGGAAACCGAGCGAUGGCGCGAAUGACGGAGACGUAGACGAUAUUGUAUGUGCGAUCAAAACUAAAUGAAUUACAACUGACGUACGAAAAAACAAAUGUACCUUAAAACUUCAGUGUCGCUCGAUUUUACAGUCGCGUUCGGUAUGAUAGGGUUGCAUAUAGAAGUAAAUGUUGAUAUGAUGAAUAUAUAUAUUUAUUAUAUACAUAAUAUGUAAUAUAUAAAGUAUAAUAUGCUUCUAUAUAAAUAUUAUAUGGAAAUGAGUUCAAAUAUUUCGAUUAGCUAGCGGAAUCUAAACUUACAAGUAAAAUCAGUCUACAUUUACUUCGGAGCACAAGCAGUACACGGAUACAAUUGUCGUUUGGUCAGGAGUGUAAGGAUGGACGAUUUACAGUUGCCAGAGGACGGGGAAGCAAACAAGCAAACAAACAAUAAAAUAUUUUGGUAAAGUUACAAAAUCUAGCUCAACAGUUUUAUUCCAUAGUUAGGAUAUUCCAAUCCAUAAGGCAAACGGUCUAUCCUCUUUGUGAUAAUGAUUUUCUAUGAAAGAUAAAUCAUCAUCAUAUUAUGACGAAUUGAUAUUUCUUUAUAGAAUUCAUAUAUCAUUAUCACAAAGAGUUGAUAGGCCUUCUUAAUUAUAAAUCGAUACAGUAAUUGGUGUUGAGAUUUCAUCAGUUUAGUGUUAUAAAGUGUUAAAAUUGUUAAGAUGUUUCCAAUGGUAGAUAGUGAUGAUAAUUCGAUCAUAAUUCCCCUCGUAUUCGAUGGUUAACUAUUAAGGAGUCCACUUUAGACGACAUUUUGUCACCUAUGUUUAAAAUUCGAACUGUAGUGACUAAAAUGUCGUCAAAGUCAAUUAGCGCUAAGCCGACCCACUUAAUACUAGAUCCUCCCAUAGAUACACACUAUAUAAUGUUAGUUGAUUCUUAUAGUAAAAUUACCUAUAUCCUAAUAACCUUAAGAUUCAUAUCAGCCUUAAAAAUUCCUAAUCUGUUAUAAAAUUUCCUUCGCUUCGAAUCUUCCUGUACUGUUGAGUACUUAGCAGAGUAUAUACUUGUUUUAGACUGUUUCCAGUAUUGUAUGUUUAUCCUGUAGUCUUGUUUUGUGCCUUGUGAGAGCGGUAAGACGUCGCCGACAAUCGAGUCUGAACACAAGCGAAUUAAAAAAAAAAUCAAUCAUUUCAAUAUGCUCAAUCAAAAUAAAAACUAAUUUAUUACGUAAUGUUACGUAUUUGUAUUUUUUUAAUAUUAUUUACAUUAUUUAUAUUAUGUAACUAUUCGACUGUAUUGAUUCAAUUCUUUUUUUUUUAUUCUCCAGAUAGUCGGCAAACGUUCUUGCGCGCGUGUAAUCAGUGAGCCAAUUGUGCAAAUUAUUGUAACUAAAAAAAGUAACUGAAUGUUUCAAAUAUAUCUUCUAUCUGCAUAUUAUUACGUUAUAUUGCACAAUGUUAUGUCUCAAUAUUUUAUAAUGAAAUUAUAUACGAUGAUUAUGUAGAUUAUACUGUAGUAAAGCAUUUUAUGCUUGAAAGUUAUGCUAGACUAAUAUUAAUUCUAUGUGAGCAUAGAUAACAUAAAAUUUUAGGCCUAUUCGGUGCUUAGAUAAAUAAAUAAUUAAUCAUUAUUCAUUGCUUAGUUUCUGAUCUCAUAUUGAGUAUUAUUUAUUUAGUUGCCAUAUUUCGUAAGCGUGAGCAAUAUUUGAGUAGGUAUUUUUUUAUUUAUUACUUGAAUGAAAACUUUUGACGAUUUUGUAUAUAAUUGACAAACCAAAGACGCUGAAUUGUCCCUUUGGAUAAUUUAUUUCAAUAAAUAAUUUGACAUUGAUUUUAGAUAUUUUAUGAAUAUUCGUGUAAUUAUUUUUUUAACGAAUUCAAAAUAUUUUUUAUUUGUAAAUGAUUUGGUACUCUAAAGUUGAUGGCCCAACCUAAAACAAUAUAUUUCCCCAUGAUGUAUAAACUAAUCAGGCGCAUCCUACAUUGAAUAUUAAUACCCGAGGCGCAUGAUAACACAGUAUUUUAGAUGAAAAAAAAAAUAGAAAAACCUCUUCAUUAGUGAUAAUAGUGUUGUUAUUAGAAAUUUAUUUGGAGUAAAGAUUUAUUACAUACAUUAAUUACCUUUGGCAUUCACUAAUGAAAUAUUUUAAUUAUAUUUAAAAUAACAACCAUAGAUGUUCUUGACUUUAAUAUCCAGACAGGUUCGCUAAUAACAAUGGGGGCUUUACCUUUUAAUAUCUUCAUAAGACCAUAAAUUAUUUCCAAUUUCUUAUUAUUGUAUUCUUUUUAAUAGAUUUAAUGUGAUAAUGGAUAUUAAUUUUGGUACUGCACUUUAUUGUAAGAGUAUCAAUAAGUUUGCAUUAUUAUAGACAUAAGGUCGUAUUGUUAUUGUAAUCACAUUUAUACAAAAAUAAUACACGGUCAAAGGUCACACACAUAC
Messenger RNA from Nymphalis io (European peacock), 9598 nucleotides. RefSeq names its product myosin-I heavy chain (gene Myo81F). The coding region runs from base 370 to 7053 and encodes 2227 amino acids. NCBI's taxonomy places the organism in Eukaryota, Metazoa, Arthropoda, Insecta, Lepidoptera, Nymphalidae. Gene Ontology annotation, cellular component: cytoskeleton; myosin complex. The record is from RefSeq and is a predicted model, not a curated record. Gene Ontology annotation, molecular function: cytoskeletal motor activity; ATP binding; protein binding. The transcript is spliced from 39 exons.